This is a messenger RNA of Corythoichthys intestinalis (scribbled pipefish), 3151 nucleotides long. RefSeq names its product translocase of outer mitochondrial membrane 40 homolog, like (gene tomm40l). Gene Ontology annotation, biological process: protein import into mitochondrial matrix. The coding region runs from base 73 to 1080 and encodes 335 amino acids. Lineage: Eukaryota; Metazoa; Chordata; Actinopteri; Syngnathiformes; Syngnathidae. Gene Ontology annotation, cellular component: mitochondrial outer membrane translocase complex; mitochondrial outer membrane. Gene Ontology annotation, molecular function: transmembrane protein transporter activity. The record is from RefSeq and is a predicted model, not a curated record. The transcript is spliced from 10 exons.
CUUCUUGCCACAUGUUUCCACCCACACAAAUGUAGUUCGGCUUCCCAUUACACAGUCCUCUAAAUUACAGCGAUGGGGAGUGUUUUAGCAGCUAGCUCCCCGAGUCCCCCACCACCACCCUCUGCUGUUGCCAGUCCCGGUUUGACGCUGCCACCGGGUUUCGCGAUGCCGCCCGUGUCACCCGGAUCAGUUUCAGUUCAACCAGAAGCGGUGACGACCCCUCUGCCAAACCCGGGCGCAUUUGACGAGUGUCAUCGCAAGUGCAAAGAGAUUUUCCCGAUGCAGAUGGAGGGCGUCCGGUUAACCGUCAAUAAGGGCCUUAGCAACCAUUUUCAGGUGAACCACACCGUGUCGCUAAGCACCUUGGGCGAUUCUAGCUACAGAUUUGGUGCUACGUAUGUUGGACAAAAGCAGACCGGUCCAGCAGAGUUUUUUCCAGUCAUGGUGGGAGACAUGGACAACUCCGGGAGCCUUAAUGCGCAAAUCAUCCACCAGAUUAGCGAUAGCAUACGUUCCAAAAUGGCCUUUCAGACACAACAACACAAGUUCAUCAACUGGCAAGGCGAUGCCGAAUUCCGAGGGAAAGAUUUUACGGCGACGGUCACUUUUGGAAACCCGGAUGUCCUACUUGGUUCUGGUAUCGUUGUAACGCACUACCUCCAGGCGCUAACGCCUGCUCUAGCGCUAGGAGGCGAGCUGGUGUACCAUCGUAGGCCGUCAGAAGAGGGCGCUGUAAUGUCGUUAGUUGGCAGGUACACAGGUAACAACUACAUCGCGACGCUAACACUUGGCUCAGCAGGCGCUCACGCAUCCUACUACCACAAAGCUAACGAGCAGUUGCAAAUCGGCGUGGAGUUCGACGCUAGCACUCGCAUGCAAGAUACUAGCGUGUCGUUCGGCUAUCAGCUGGAUGUACCCAAAGCUAAUUUACAAUUUAAAGGUUCUUUAGACACGAAUUGGGUGGUCGGUGCAACUCUAGAAAAGAAGUUACUCCCUUUGCCUCUUUCAUUGGUUCUCUGCUCUUUCCUCAACCAUAACAAGAACAAGUUUCAGUGCGGUUUCGGCGUUACCAUCGGGUAAAAAGAUAAAUGCGCUCACACACCAUGCGACUAUUUAUAAUGUUAACUUUGAUAAAUUCAUGCUUUAACGGACCAUCAAGCCUUUUUAUGUUCUGUUCUUGUAAAAACUCUGAUUUAAGUGAGUUCACUUAAUUUUUUUUUUUUUUUUUUAAAGGAGUCUCACUCCAAUUGCCUUUUUUUUAUGUUGAAUACAUGUGACGAAGCAUAAAUUAAAUGUAUACCUCUUGCAAAGUGAAGCAGAAAUACAGUUUGUUAAAAAAAAAAAGAAGGAUCUUUUUUUUCAUUUUUUAAGCAGUAAAGAAGAUCAUUUUGGCAUAAAAAAGGCAGCUGCAUACACACUUGUAAUUUUCUUAAAGGGAACCACGGACGGAAAGAAUUGCAGUCCUGAAAAGAUAAAUCUUAGUUUUAAUAGUUAUAAUUAUUUGAUAUUCAAACCCCUCUUAAUGUUUGCGUUUUUAUAAAAUUUGAAAAUUAGUUUCACUCAUAGGUUGCCAUUGUUGUUGCCACGUCACUGGGCAGCGCUGCUGUAGUUUCACAGUGUUAGUCGUUAGCUACAUAAACAAGACGUCGGUUCUUUUCUUCACGAAAAUGGAGACUCAAAAAGGCUCCGUGACAGUAGGUUGAGAUCAAUUUAAAAGGAAAAGAAAAAAAGGAGGGAAAACCGCGGUAAGAGGCAGACAAAUGAAAGAAAACAAGGCAAUGAUGCAACUAGCAAAGAAGGGAUAUACAAACUGUCAAAUGGCAGCAAGUCAAUAUCUCGGCAAGCCGCCUAGGAUCGGUUUAAAGACACUGCUGAUGAGCUGGAAUUGGAUGCAGGUACGAUGUUGGGAACUGAUCCCACAUCUCUUAACAAAACAAUCUGACCAGCCACAGAAUGUGACAAAAUUAUGCCAGUCAUCAUACUAGCAUCGCUAUCUAGCUAGCACAGCUAUUCUCCCAGUCCACCCCAAUCAUAACCCCCAGCGUGAAUUGUGCGCAUAAAACAUGGCGCCCUCUGUCGGUCAAAUCGUACUUAAUGUCAUAGAUUUUUAAAUCAAUGGCAAUAAUAGUUGUGUUUCUAAUAACAUAUUUCAGUAAAAGAGAACAAUUGUGGCUUAUCAGAGCCUACAAGUCAAUAAGUCCGAGGUUCCCUUUAGAUAUAGCAACAUUUCAAUUAGGCUUGUGACGAUACAGUGAUCCCUCGUUCAUUCGCUGCCACCCUCCCACUUCAAAUGGAUUGGACGUCUAUUAGUGAUAAACUCUAGGCAGACGGUUGAAAGUAGCUUGUUUUUCUGUUCAUUAGUUGUUUUGAGUGCAUAUCCCAGAUUGAUCUUCGUGUCUUGAUAUUCGAUAAUCGUAUUGUGAGCUUCCCGCAGGUUCCCACCCCUAUUUCAAAAUGGUAAUUCAAUUUCACUACAGAUAGAAAAGAAAUGAUGUGUUCAGUUGUAUCAGUCUGUUGUUAUCUUACGCAUUGAAGUAUGGUCACAAGUCAUCACUUUUAACACAUGACUGAGUGACCUUUACCUCUCCCAAAUAAAAUUGGCAUUUAUUUCCCCCCAAAAAAGCAAAAAUGUUUUCGAUGUAGAUGACACAAAUCCAUAAAGCAACGUACUUUUGUAAAAAUGUACUGUAUUGGACUAUACUUUACAUUUCAAAAUGUAUAUUUUGACUAUUUUAAUAUAUGGUGUAUGAAAUACAUUUUUAAAGUAGAUUUUCAUACCGUGUGUUCAUUAUAAAAGUAAAACUAUAAGAUUAGCGUCAUACUGUCAUAUGCUACAACUGGAUUCAUUACCUUUUUACUAUUCAUCCUUCACACAGCUGCUGGAAACAGAAAUGUCGUUUAAUCCAUCUGCAGGCGACCAUGAUGAUUUUACAACACUGUGCGGUGUGUGCUGGUACUCACGGGAAACGCAGUCUUCCUUAAGGCAAAAACACUACCGCUUUUGUCCACUGGCGUCGCUAAAACCAACUAAAACUGAAAGUGUUGCUUUAAUCACUCAUCAGAUUAAUCGAAUAUGAAAAAAAUGCGUUAGUUGCAGCUCUAAUAUAUUUAUAUAUAUGUAUGUAUAUAUAUAUAUAUAUAUAUAUAUAUG